CACAGUCAACUAACUUUCGUCAAAAUUGCGUGGUUGAUGUAAUAAUUGCACAGUGAUUUUAAGCGGCAUGUCCAUGCAUGAUGCAUAGUACUCGUGUAGUUGUCUGUAUUGCAUCGGAACAUGCGAUCAACCGUGUUAUUAAAAACUGCAUAACUUCAUUGAAUAGAGGUACUUAACCACUUUGGAUGUGAAACGAACAUUUGCGCAAAUGAUACACAAAUACCUCAAACGAUCUUAUUCGGAUUCUAAAGCAAGUAUUUUGUGAAGAUCAACAAUGGCUGGUUCUACACUACCGGAAAGAGUAGCUCAGUUGUACUACACAUAUGGUUUAUUCUGCUCAUCAUAUCCAGUCAUUCCAAUUGCUGUGGCGUUAUCAGUGGUAUUGUUGUGUUGUUACCCGCUACUAAAUGUUCCAUUGCCAGGCAACAUUCCGACAGUAGUCAAUGUUCCUUGGCAUAUCAAUGAGGCUCAUAUUCCAAUACAAGGGGAUUGCAGCCCUAAUAAUUGUCUACAAGAUGUUUCUCUACCAUUAGAUAUUCUUCUGAAUGAAACUCAUCGGCUACCACAUAUUUGGGCUAAAGAUAAGCCUUUGCUCUAUGCCCAACAAAUAAUUAUAAAAAUAGGUGUGUCUCCAUGGAAUAGUAAUCUAAAAAUGUGGGAUGCGUUCAGAGCACCAUUACAGGAGGUGUUCCGACUACUUGAGACAAUAAGAAAUCAUGAAUAUGCAAAAACCAAAAGCACAUUACUGCAGCACUGCUAUCAGAUCGAAGGCAUCAAGAGACGCGACAGCAAAGUGAGCGUCGAGAGGGUGCUACCUGAAUACAGCUGUCUACUUCUUUCUCCCGCGAAUCUGUGGCAGCAGAGCCUGCAAACUUUCUCUCUGGAUGCUAAUAUUGUCAACACCAUUUAUAAUUAUCAGAAUCUACAAAAAGGCAAGGCGUCAGUCGCGGAGAUGGCGUUCGGGCUCCACCUGCGCGACACCGGCGUCAAGCGGUACCCUCUCCGAGCUCGGCCCCGCGUCCUCCAGUAUGCCGUCACCAUGUUCUACCAAUACCCUGACACCAGAUUCCUGCAAUCCCUGUCCAAAAAGCUGAUGGAAAUGUAUCCUCUCCAUCAGGAAUCAUACAAACGUAUCGACGAAGCUAUUCUCAUUUAUUACCCGGGACAGUUCAACUACCAUGAGCUAGUCCCUCUCACCAUCACGUUCAUGGGUCUAUUCCUGUAUGUUUACUUCUCCGUGAGGAAGAUCGAAUACAUAAAAUCCAAGUUUUGGUUGGCUGCGUGCGCAGUGAUGUCGAUAGCCUCUAGCUUGCUGAUGUCCACCGGGAUCUGCUUCUACUUCGGCAUCACACUAAGCCUACAGGGCAAAGAAAUUGUUCCUUAUCUUGUUAUCAUUGUUGGACUCGAAAACGUUCUCGUCCUUACUAAGAGCGUCACUUCCACCGAUUCCCGUCUCGAUGUUAAAAUAAGACUCGCCCAGGGCCUAAGCAAAGAAGGAUGGUCUAUCACAAAAAAUUUACUAACAGAAAUAACAAUAUUCACUCUCGGUUUUUUUACCUUCGUACCAUUCAUUCAAGAAUUCUCCAUAUUUAUGAUUCUGAGCCUCAUGGCAGAUUAUUUUAUACAGAUGGUAUUUUUCGCAACAAUAUUAGGCAUUGAUGUGCAAAAGAUGGAAUAUUUUCAAGAUCACAACAAUAAGUUGCACUUAAAGGAAUAUUUUCAUGCGAACAAUGCAUUGAAUUGGCGUUACAAUAAAAGUUACGUAGAGGAGAAUCUUUCGCCGCAGAGGAUGACGAAGUCGAAAUCUCACCCGCGAUUGAAUGGUCUGGCUCAGAGCAGUCCUACCAAUGUGGUGGCGAAAAGGAAUUCGAACGGGGGCAGCCAGGACAACAGGGUGCCCAAAAGAAUUCGUUUAGUGAACAUGUGGGCGCGGACGCGGUUCUUUCAGCGAGCUUUUAUGUUGUGGAUGCUGGUAUGGAUAUCGAUGAUCGUGUACAACUCUGGGGUCGUCGACUACUUCAUAACAAACCCAGAUAUGGACGGCCCAGUGGAAGUGAAUAAGAAGAAUCAUCAAAAGGAGUCUAAGCACUCGAUGUACACGCUGUACAACAAUCCCAAAAACGCCAUAGUGUUCUCUCCGCUCGUGGACUUGGCCAACUCGGAGAAGUCGGUGGCGGAUACCAACGACACGCUGUUGCUCAAGCAUUCGCCGCAUUCACGACCAUGGACCAGGUUAUCCCCCUACCACUGGUCGGCGAUCUUGUCACAAUACAACGAGACAGUGGGGGGGAGGUACGUAAUGGUACUGCCGCCGGUUCUGCUGAGCCACCGCGUCAGCCCAGAAAUGGCGGCCACUGUGCGGAACCCCGACGAGAGGGACCCGCCGCCUCUGCGAUGGCAAGCGCUCGCCGCCGCCCUCGACCCUAUUGACAUCCUACCUGAUUUCGAACUGAUAGAAAGCAAGAGUCCCCAGCAGAACUGGGGUGCGACCACGCCGCUGCCGCUGUACCCCACCACUCCCAUGGAGAUACUGCUGCUCGCCAUCCUGUGUACUAUCAGCGUGGCGGUCAUCGCGUACAUGAUGCUCGUGCUGUACAGAUGUGUGUGUUCCCGGCAUUACGCAGAGUGGCGCGCGUCCUGGAGUGACGAGUCCUUGUACAGGAAGAUCAUUGAGAAGCAGCCUGCAGUCCAGUUGGUGAUGGAAGCGGUGCCACUGGUGGUGGCCGGCCACAGCCAGGAGGUGGAGUGUUUGGUGACGGACGGCGAGAUGGUGGUCAGCUCGUGUCUGCAAGGCAACAUCAAGGUGUGGGACUCUCACAACGGGGAUUUAGUUGCGACUAUCGACCGCGGCGCAUUUUUCAAAUUGCAAAGAGAAUUUCGUGAGGCAGGAGUCAAGAAAAAUGUUAAUAAUACUACAGAUGAAAACCAGUUUUCACCAAAAUUAGAAGCUACUCCAAAAAUUGAGCCGAUUCCCAGACUGCGCAAGGGACUGAGCAACCACCUCAGUGGGUUGAGAUUCCGCACGUCCGCGAAAGAAUCGCCCACUCAUCUGCCGACUGCAGAGACUACUAAGUAUAACUUCGCCAAAAAUUAUAGAGACUUAUACUGCAGUGAACAAAAUGAAGAUCUCCAAAACUACUGUGAAACUAAAGAAAACGAUAUAAACAAUUUAAAUAUAAGUAAUAACGAAACGAGUGUGACUAGUGAUAAAGACAAUGACGAUAGUAUAUUAUUUAUGUUUAAUUCUAGUGAUAGUAGUGUAAAUAGGAGUAAAGUGGAUAAACAAAUUAAGUUGAGGACAGAAGUGAGUGAAUCAGCGAGUUGGAAGGACAGAGCGGUGAAGGAUUCGCCGGUUUGGUGCAUGGACUUUUGUAACGAUCUUAUUAUAUUAGGUUGUGGGGAUGGCCGUUUGGAAUUUUGGGAGGCUAGCAGCAAGAAAUUAUUGUGUGUGUGGUGGGGCCCGGAGUCGCGGUCGGGGGAGCGGGACGCGGCGGGGGUGACGCACGUGCGCGCGCACACGGGCGCGCGCCGCGUGUGCGUCGCGACGCUCGCCGGCUACCUCGCGCUCUUGAAACUCAACGCGUAUAACGCUGCGUCGGGCGCGCAGGUCGAUUGGCAGUUUAGCACUGCGCAUAGAAGAACACACAAACGUACCGGGUCGACGGGGUCGAUGCACUAUGUCAACGGCUUUGACGAUGAACCGCGCUCACGCAUGAGUUUUUCUUAUGAAGCUGAACUGAGUGACGGCGAAGAAAUCAUCUGCCAGCGGAUAGCGCAAUGCAGGCCGCACCAGCAGCCAAUCACAGAGAUGCAGACAGAGGGCGCGCGCGUCGUCACCGGCGGCCAGGACCACGUCCUCAAGGUGUUCUCGAGCGCAGACUUGAGCCCCCUGUUCACACUGCACGGGCACUGCGGUCCGAUCACCAGCUGCUUCAUCGACCACGCGACGCCCACCAUCGCCGGCAGCGGCUCACAGGACGGCCUACUUUGUGUCUGGGAUCUACACACAGGUGCUUGCCUGUACAGCACGCAGGCGCACGACGGCGCCGUGACGUCACUGGCGUAUACGGCCUCGUACGUGGUGUCGGCGGGCGCGGACGAGCGACUCUGCAUCUGGGACCGCUUUCAGGGACACAUGCUCAACUCCAUACACAUCGGUCUAAACUAUAUGAGCCGCAUGCUGCCUCUGACACACACCCUGCUUGUGAUGGGUGACCGCAGCGGGCUCGUCGCCUACGACCUCAGCAGCGGAGACGUCAUUCGGAGGGUGUUGCUAGGUCAAAGUGACGGCUGCAUCUUUGUUAGGCAGAUACUACCGUUGAAAGACGCCAUAGUGUGCGAUUACGCGAAUCAGCUACGAAUCGUUCGGUUUCCGCUUGUGUCGAGACAGGCCGACAUGAAGAAUGAAUAACUCGACGCACAUCGAAUUACCUUAGUGUCUUAAUCACAUCAGCCAUGAUAUAAAACAAUGGUUUCAUUAAUUAUCCCUCUGUUAUGGGGUAGUUUAAAUGUCUCUGUGUUUACGCUAGCAUUCAAAGAUACAUAUGAAAAAAUGUUUCCACUAUGGGUCAUUUUAUUAUUUCUUCUUGUAGGUUUGACUUCCAUUGUUCUCCAAAACGUUGAUUAUAACAAUGUUAAAAUUCGAAUCGAUAUUCUAUAAAUCGACAAAAGCAAACUCUGUUGUUCAUAAUGACUUGUAACCAAUGUUAUAACGGUUACAUUUACUAGAAUGCAUCGCGUUCACGCGUUUGAAAGUUCUUGACCUCAAUUUAAAAAUUUAUUCUGUAAGACUAAUCGUGUUUAUGUUAAUCACUACAGAUUGCAAUAUAUUGCACAAAUAAUACAAUUAUAAUUGACGAUAAUAGGGGUCUUAAACUUUGACUAGGUAGGUUACUAAAUUAUUCUUCACAUUUGGGACCACACUGUAAAUUAUGAAAAUUCAACUCGAUCUGAUUGUAAAUAUACAUAUCUAAUAGUAUUUAUUUUGAAAUUAUCCAAAAUUUUGUAAAAUACAAUCACGCGGUUUGAUUAAAAUUAAACGCACGAUUUUUGUAAUUAAUAGUUCUGUAACUGUUCUAGUCCGAGCCAUCGUGACAAUAACAAGCUUUCAUAACAGGUUACGUUCAUAACAGGGUUGAAUGAACGUUUUUAUUUUAUAUUCAUGCUAAAAUAUCAGUCACUAGGUGCUACUUUAAUGUACGACUCAAUGAACGAAUGAAAGUUCGUUUGCUUUUGAAAAGAGUGCACAUAGGAGCGCGUGCCCAUUGCUCAGUCGUACUCCGUUUUUGAAAUAGCCGUUGAAGGACGACGCAGAAAUUAUAAGGAGCAGAGCGCGUGCGGUACCCUUCUAAUUCUAUGGUAUGGAGAUUCGAUGUACGUCAAUCAACGUCAGUAUCAAAACGUGUGGAAAACAACGGAGCGGCAUGACGCACCAUAUCAGUGGUCCUGGUUCUUAUUGCUUUACAAAAUACAAAUGGCCGGUUCACUCAUUGUAUGCAAAUAAAAUAUUAUCACAAAUUUGAAAUUACAGAUCAGUAAUGGUUAUUUAUAAGUGUUAUAAGUAUUAAUAUCGUCUGCUUAGAUGUUUAACCAUAACAUAUUAAGAUCGAGAAGCAUGUAAAUAACCUAUAUAUUGUGGGUUCCAUUGAUUCAUAUAGUCUGAAGCAAAAUGAGUGCUUCGCAAAUGUCCUCCUAGAAAAACUGCAUUUCUCAAAAAAACGAAUUUCGCAAAAUGUGAACAUUUUUUUAACAUACUAUAAUUUAAAUGGAGCAUUAUUUUUUAUUAUCGAAUACCAACGAUUAGAUACAGUGUACGCGUCUGUGGCCCGUCGCGUCGCCGAGGUCUCUUAUCUUUGUAAACAUAAUAGGUCAUUUGUCUUUCUGUAUAUUUGCAACUCGUUUAAAUUCAGUGUAAACUUUACGUAUUUAAAUUCAGUGUAGGACAUAGUGAAAUUGUGCUUAAAUUUACUUGGGCUGUGUAUUGCAUGUAUUCAUAACAAUUUCCUUUUUAUCGCCGCCUAUUUUUCCCAUCAUUAAAUUAGUUUUUUUUUAAUGACGUUUAUAAUAUCGAACCGUCAGUUCGCUUAUUGAAAUUUAGAUUAAAUUUAUUUUUAUUCGUUCAUAAUUUUGUACUACAAUAUUUUUAUUUCCGCGGUCCUGAUAUUAACAUAUUAUCGUGCCUGUUUUAGGGAUAACAUAUACUUUGAAUUGUGUACCUACAAUAAAAAGAUGUCUCACGACAACAGCCUUAGUCUUACUUUGCAAUAUUUUCUAAUGUUGAUUGUUAUUGUCCGCUCAAGACCUGGAUGUAGUUCAUAUCGCAUCUUAAUAGUAGUUCCUAUGUACACACAGUAAGUACUACUCUUGACUCGCGAUAAUAACGUUAACUUGCUUUCUUAAAUGAGAUCAAAGCCAAAAUGCCUAUGAAAUUGCACUACAAAACUUUUGUUACGAUACUAGUGACAUCAGAAUUAAGAAGGAAUUUGACGUUCACAUGUCAUUUUUUGACGAAUUUAAUACCACGUAAUAAUUCGAGCCCAGAGCCAUCAAUGUUUGGGAGCCGCAUCAUCAUAAUUAACCUAGGCCGACCAAAGGUAGUACUGAAAUGUAAUUUCCAACAUUCUUGCAAAACUAGUAUCGUGAUGAAAAUUAGGCCUAAUAUAAUUUACAUUUCAACAUCAACUUAUAAAUAUAACAAAUAUUUGUCCGCUUUUAUUAAAACGUACAAUUAUAUAUUUCAUCAAUAUAUUUUAUUGUUGUUUCAUGUAGUUCACCAAUAGUUUCUUUCGUUAAUCUAGGUUUAUGUGUAUAGGUAUUUAACUUCCCACAUUUAAUUAACAUUUAUUACAACUUUUUAACAACAUGAACUUUAAAGAUAAAAUUUUGGUUUAGCAAUUUAUAGUGUCCGACUGCAACUAUGGCAAACUAUGGAAACAUUACGGCUAGUACUAGUAAUAUUUUUUACCAAAGAAAAACUAUAUAAAGUUGUAUACAUGGGUUUUCUUUACUAAAAAAAUACUCUACCUGCUCGGAAAGAAUCAUAUACCAUGUUUAACGUAGAUGUGGAUUUUAUACGUAAGAGAAAUCGAACAAAAAUGCGGACGGAAAACGUUUAUAAUGAUCUAUUAUUAUUACAAUCCGGUGGAAGUAAAUGGGAACCUUGCUGGAUAAAAACGUCAUUUAAACAGAUCCACACAUCAUUCCGUCGUGUUAUAUCAUUUUUAUUAUUAUAAUAAGUACAUAUUCUCUUUUCAAAAGAAGUAAUUACAAUGCAGACUGGCAGAAUACAUAAUUCUAUAUUUAAAAGUUUGACAAAAUCUAGAUCUGAAGCUUAAUAUUCAGUCGGACUCUGUAAUCAGAUGGGGGCCAAAGAAUUUGAUAUAUGGUAUAUAUAUAUAUACCCGAAUUCUAUAUCUCAUAUAAUAUCAAACUUCAUAUAAUAUCUGAUCGAGUGCGUGUUGGACCACGCGUAAUUUGUUUAUUUUAAUUACCCCAAAAAUUAUCAAUUUUAAUUUGUGCAAAAUAAUAAUUUAAAUAGCUAUUCAUGUUGUAUUUUGAGGUUUAUUUCAAUCAGUCGUUGUAUGUAUUUUUCGUUUUAAAAUACUUUAUUUGAUGUUUAGGAGCUUUUAUUCAAUUGUGAAUAUUUUGAAUUUUGAAAAUUUAACUACUAGCUCUAUAAGUAUCAUCUCAACAAAUCCAAUUCUUCUUCCGCGAUCGAAUCAAAAUAUGUAAAAUGAUUGUAUUUUAAUAAAUGUUUUGUUUAUAAAAUUAA
Plodia interpunctella (Indianmeal moth) is the source of this 7771-nucleotide messenger RNA. RefSeq names its product SREBP cleavage activating protein (gene SCAP). Bases 275 to 4411 code for a protein of 1378 amino acids. The record is from RefSeq and is a predicted model, not a curated record. The transcript is spliced from 22 exons. Gene Ontology annotation, cellular component: endoplasmic reticulum membrane; SREBP-SCAP complex; Golgi membrane. Gene Ontology annotation, molecular function: protein binding; sterol binding. Gene Ontology annotation, biological process: regulation of cholesterol biosynthetic process; SREBP signaling pathway. NCBI's taxonomy places the organism in Eukaryota, Metazoa, Arthropoda, Insecta, Lepidoptera, Pyralidae.